CCCGCUCGUCCGCCAACCAUCCCUUGCCACAGCUGUGCCGCCGGAGAGGAGCGAGAGUUUCAAAAAUCGAAUUGUUUACGAGUAUCGCUGCCGCCGCCGCUCACCAGUCACCGCUGUCAGUCGCCACCGCCGCCGCAGCCAGCCAGAGCCAGUUACCGUGCAACAGCAGCGCCGCUCUCCGGGUUCAUAGCGACCGUAAAGUUUACUUGAAAAGUGCCAAUAAUAAUAAUAAUAACGGAAUAAAUAACAUUAUCAUCGUCAUUCGUCGCACACGCUCACACACCGCGUACGGAUUUUGUGGCCUAUGUGUGCCGUGUUUGGACCGUUGAAAUGAAGCUGAAAACCAUAUCGGAAACCGUAAACAAGGACGAACUGUUCAAAAAGGUGUGGAACCUUUCUGCAGAUCAUUGUAUGGAUGUUGUAUUAAUGAUGUUCUCACACGCAGAAGGUACAACACUACUUGGCACACACAAGCUUGAACAAUUUAUUGUGACUACUGAACUUUGUCGUUUCACUUCGAUGAUGUUUAAUCGUCCACCGCUAUACCGUCCUGCUCUAGACUGCACAGUGGCAAAUGAUUUUGUUUCUACAGAAUUUGAACGUUAUAUUGAUCUGGUUGAAGACAAUGCUUAUGAAUUGUCGAGUGCUCCAAAUAGCGAGGUACUUGUUAUCAUUGCAAACAACGAAUGCCGCAAAUUUAUUUUUGCUUCGCCACGUUUACGUCCUUAUAUCAUGUCCAAGGAAUGCAUCUCUGUCAUCGAAAGGUGCUUAGGCAAAGGCACUUUCUCUGCUAGUCAAGAAUCUGAUAUGGAUAAAUAGCAAUUAAUAUCUUUUGCAUCACUACAAUUCUCAGUGCUGCUAAACGUCUCCUCGUGACAUAUGAUAGUCUUCAUGGAAAAUCAGUCUAAAAGUACCUAUCUUGAUGCUUGUCUGUGCUAUCUUUAUAAUAAUAAUACUAAUAAUAAUAAUAAUAAUAAUUAUAUUAAUAAUUUAAAUAAUAAUAUUAAUAAUUAUAAAAAUAAUAGUAAUUGUAGUAUUAAUACAAUAUUUAAUGUUUUUCAUAAGCAUCGCUUAUAGUAUUGGGUCCUUUUUAGUAGUGGUAGAAUCAAAAGUUACCUAUUUUCCAAGACUUAUUGUUUUGUGUUUUAUAUUUUAUAAUAUUUAUUUUUACUUACAUUGAUUUAAUUUAAUAUCUAUAUAUUAUAUACAUAUUUUUUUUUUUAAUUAUGUUAAAUCCAAGACAGAAAAUACAGCAAAUACAUAAGUUGAUGUUAGAUUUCCAAACACAUUAUUUUAUUUAAGUAUUGAUUUAAAAGGCUGUAUUCACCGUAUUAGAUCUCAUUUUGUUAUAAUUUUUUUUUUUAACUAUUUAUAUUACUGCAAUUGGAAAACAAUACCUAAAUGCUUAGCAAUUGUGAAGAUUAUCAAUAAUCUAGCAUUUUUAUAUACACGAGUGAGACUGCGUAGUGAUAUAAUUAGAUUUAUUUUUAUUGUUUCUAAUUAUUUUAUAUAUUUUUUUUUUGUUUGGCUAAUGAUUUUAUACAUUUAAGACCCACUGUAGUUUUUUUUUUAGUACUCAUUGAACUUUUUUUUUGUGUUGAUAUUUUUCAAUGUUUGUUUAACUUCAAUAAAUUAUAACUAUUGUAUACUUAA
Messenger RNA from Metopolophium dirhodum (rose-grain aphid), 1653 nucleotides. RefSeq lists its product as uncharacterized. The coding region runs from base 331 to 819 and encodes 162 amino acids. The record is from RefSeq and is a predicted model, not a curated record. The transcript is spliced from 4 exons. Lineage: Eukaryota; Metazoa; Arthropoda; Insecta; Hemiptera; Aphididae.